AAAUCAAAGUUAAGCAGAAAAAAAGUUGACCAAAACAUAGACAUGAGGUUGACAUCUAAACUCUGCAAUAUUUCUUGAUACUUUGUAAGGUAGCAACAGCCAUGUUUGGCUAUAUGACAGAGCUGUCCAGCAUUGAUAUUGCAAGAACUGUAGAGGUCACAGCUGAAGGUGAUGACAUGAUAGGCUUACUAUUCCAUUUCCUUGAUGAGUUCCUCUUCCUGAUGUGCGAUGAUCCAUACUUUAUUGUAAAGGAGGUUGAAAUUUUAGAAUUUGACAAAGAUAAUUUUAAGAUAAGAGCUGUAGGGAGAGGUGAAGAUUUUGACCUUGAGAAACAUCCACAGGGGACAGAGGUUAAGGCCAUAACCUACUCCAACAUGCAAGUACAUGACAACGAUGACAAGCAUGAAGUCUACGUCAUAAUUGAUAUCUAAAUACUUGAGAUCAGAAGUGCAUCUUUUGCAAUACAACAGUGGACUUCACAUCAAGAUUUAAUUCCUAAAAGAACUCAGGAACUGAAAAUCUGGCCUGGUUCAACCAGUCCUAUCAGAUGAUCAAGGAACUGAGUGGUGCAAUGCAAGCAAGAUCAUUCUUUUCUCUACAACAAAUUCUAUGUUUUGCACUCUAACCAACUAUCCAUGAUAGCACAAUGCAAAUUUUUAAAACUGAAGGUUUUUUUAACUGAAAUCUUAAAUGCAAGAAGACAUUUCACUUGAAGUUAUAACUGCUGCCUACAUCUCUUGAUUCCCUCCCCCCCUGCCCUCUCCAAAAAAACAGACGAACAAGCUAAGAAACAAAGUAUACAGUUAGAGCUUUAAAAAGCCAAAUUACUGGUAUUUUAAGAAAAAUGAUGAAUCCCCAAAAUAGUAGUAAUUAAGAAUUCAAUUAAUGAAACAGAACAACUAGGCAUGCUUUGCACAUGGGUCGAACAUCACACAUCCUGAUCCAAUCUUAUUACCUAUACCCUUUUUCGAGAUGACCAUGUCGUCAAUUUAAGGCCAAAAUAAGUAGCCCUGUCACCAACCCGAUGCAUGCCCUUCUCUUAGCUUUGAGGCCCUCUAAAAAGGUCCUCUAAUUGAAAAGAGUGUUAUCAAGUCGUAGGGUCCUGAGAAGAGGCUCCUUGAAAAUGAGCAGGAACAAAAUCCAAAUGUCACGUUUAGCCCAGCAUUGUGAUGAUAUCAUGUUUGUUAGCAUAUCUUGUGUUGGCAUGGACAUGUCCUGGAUCUGCACAUUAAAAGUGAUUUCAGGAGGAGGUUGA
This is a messenger RNA of Orbicella faveolata, 1255 nucleotides long. RefSeq names its product tRNA-splicing ligase-activating factor archease-like. NCBI's taxonomy places the organism in Eukaryota, Metazoa, Cnidaria, Anthozoa, Scleractinia, Merulinidae. Gene Ontology annotation, cellular component: tRNA-splicing ligase complex. Gene Ontology annotation, biological process: tRNA splicing, via endonucleolytic cleavage and ligation. The record is from RefSeq and is a predicted model, not a curated record.